Messenger RNA from Papaver somniferum (opium poppy), 991 nucleotides. RefSeq lists its product as uncharacterized. Lineage: Eukaryota; Viridiplantae; Streptophyta; Magnoliopsida; Ranunculales; Papaveraceae. The record is from RefSeq and is a predicted model, not a curated record. The transcript has 3 exons. The coding region runs from base 148 to 681 and encodes 177 amino acids.
GAUUUUUCUACAAGUUAGUAUGGGUUACGCAUAUCUCUAUCCCCCUCGUACGAUCGAAUUGCACAUCAAGUCUAACCCAACAACUCCUCUCUUCUCACUCUCCCAUUGAAUCUCUCUCUCUCUCUCUCUCUAGUGUUCUUCUGAAAAAUGAAUGAAGAAAUUCCACCGACAACAACAACAAGCAAGAAGAAGAAAGAGAGCAGCUUAAUAACAGAUAACAAUAAUCUUAAUGGAAAUAUUAUCAAUCCAUUAUUGGGAAAAGGGAAAUUCAAGUUUUGGGUAUUAGCUGCAAUUGUACUGCUUGCAUUCUGUUCAAUCUUCACCGGGACAAUCACUCUCAAAUGGUCAUCUUCUUCUGGUGGUAUUCUCAACCAUUUCUCUCAAGAUGACGACUUUAUAAACAGUCCCAUCCUCGACGAUCUUGAUGUUCUCGAAAUUGAGGAAAGAGAGAAAGUAGUGAAGCACAUGUGGGAUGCAUACACACAUACUAGUAGUAGGAUUGUGCUGCCUAAAUUCUGGAGACGUGCAUUUGAAGCGGGUUACCAAGAUUUGAUUAAUGAUGAUCUUGGCGUUCGAAAUGCUGCUAUCUCUGAAAUAGCCAAAAUGUCUAUUCGUUCCUUUAUUAAUCUUGAAAAUCCGCCUGAUCCCAUUACACAACGGCCGAGGAGGAGGAACGGAUAAGAUGAAUGUGGACAAGGGAGAGGGUGGGAGGAAGACGAAGAUGGUGGAUUAAUGGAGUGGAGUAGACUAUAGAGUUAAAAAGUAAUGACGAGUACUAGUAGUCAAUUUGUAUGUGCUAUUAUAAUUAUUAGUUGCUUUCGGGAUAGUCCCCUUAUUAUUUUCAUGAACCCACUAGUUUCUUACUGUAUGAAAAAAUAGAUUUGGAUUUUUGGUUUGAGAUAGUAGGAAAGGAAUCCAUAUUAUUGUAGGCAGAGAGAUUAAACUAAUCAGAUCCAUAUGAUAUGAGUACAUUUUGAUUUUACUUUUGAUA